GGUUGCCCUUUUAUUCGACAGUCUUGGCAGUUCUUUACCAACUUGAUUUUCAAGGUUCCUACAUUUACAAUAUACCUUAGGUACCCUACGUCCACUGGCAACCGGAGCUCAGGUCAUCACUCGUCUCUUCUGCUUGAUAACGUGGUCACGAGGUGGACAGGGCCCUUCUCUUACCGUGGUCUACAGAAACAUAGCGACGUAUGACACCAGUCGUGUAAAUCGAUUGACGCGGCUCGCUUGGCCACCCCAAACAUUCACGGCCGAGUUCAACGUCUGACUUUCUGCUACGCUCACCGGAGCUCACUGAUGCAGUGCUGUGCGAUCUGUUUUCUGGACGGCCUAUUUCGUGGUGUAUCACUAGUCUGGUCAUUGGUGGAGGGUGAAAGUUCCUCUCGGUGACGCGUGGCGCAUCGUUCACCCCGUUACAGCAACCACAACAAUCAGUCAUCAAUAUCAAAAGAUACAGAGUUGAGGCUGGGGUCGCCAAAUACUUUUCGAGGAUUGUUUUGGAUUCCCGUUGUUUCGUCGCACUGCGGCGACUGCUCGCCAGCGUAUCUAAGGCUGGGCAUAGCAUACCAGGUAUUGUCGCAAGAACAGAUUGCCGCGUGGGCGGCUCCACGGCCAAAUCUCUGCUUUCAAAGGCACACGCUGUCGAUGCGCUGUAAGGGUGUGCGUGGAAUAUUCUCUCCUGGGAAAUCAUCGCCAAAAUGUCCUUUACCAUCUCUCUGCCGCCUCUACCUCCCCCUUCCACAUCUCUCCUUCCGCCUGUCACCAACGCGGCAUCUGAUUUGUCCAAUUUGAAUCCUCCAUCCGCUCCGUAUCAAAAUGCAUCGCGUCGGCAGAAGUCGCAUGCCGCCACCGCCAGCCGCAACAGCACGCUGGCGCUUCUCAGCGCGGACGAGAGAACCAUUGCGCAGCGCAAAAUGGCCAUCGCAAUGUAUGGAUACAGCUGGCUGAAGCCGGCAGGAUGUGCCAAGACAAUGCUGGGCAGACGCGAAGAGGAGCUCGAGAGGGAAGAAGUAGAGAAGCAGCUGAGGGAAGUCGAACUGCAAGAGAGGUUGCAGCAAGAAGCCGAGGAACAGGACCGACUCGCUCAACUCGGCGAGACCGGCGAGCCUGAAGGAGAGCGCGAUCUGGACGAAGAAAUCCCGGACGCAGACGGAGGCGCGGAUGCCGGAGGAUUAUCUGACGAGUAUGAGGACGUUGAAGAGGACGACGGUAUGCAGGGAGAUUUGGACGAUGAGAUCCCGGACGCCGAUGCCGAAGAAGAUGAAGAUGAAGACGACGAGGACGACGAAAUCAUGUCUCCGGAUCCAACUACCGUCAAUGCAGAAUGGGUCUACGACACCCGUCGGGAGCCAGACACUGACGAAGAGGAUGUACCUCCUUCUCCUGUGCAUGCAAGACGUGUCUGGAUGCAGCCGACUGCUAGUGUGGCAGGAGUCUACGUCGGGAGUGAUUACGGCCAGGACGAGAGAGACGCGCAGGACCUAGCGAAUGCCAUGAUUGACGAGGACGAAAUCUUCGAUGAGCGUCGCGACGACCCGAGCAACACCUACAGCGGCGGCGAGCGUGAUCUGGAUGACGACGUCCCAGAGGCAGAGUCGGAUCAGGCUUGGGAGCACACCGAUACAGAAUUAGAGGAGAGUGAAAUCAUGGACAUUUCCAUCCUUCCCCCCAGCGGCGUUGGUUCCAGACAGAUCCAGCAGCGUGACAGCCUGGAAAGCACAGAAGCUAGACUCGGCCUCUCUGGCAGACGCAUCACAAGCACCGGCGCAGGGUCAACGCGCGUCUCGACUCGAAGAAGUUCCGGGCCCUGGAUCGCAGAACCUUCGACUACAGCUACAGCUACGUCUGCUGCACGAGCAGAGACAGACACACAUCCGCGGGCCAGAAUGUUCUCUGGAAAUCAGUCCCACUCCCACUCCCAAUCUCAAUCUCAGUUGCACUAUCCUCAGCAUCAACACCAAUACUCACAUCAACAGCAACAUCAAUACAGUAUAAAUCAAACACCAGGCAUACUGGAUAGUCCGGUCGAUGGUGACAACACGGGACUGGGAUCAGUCUUCAGCCAAGGACUAGGAGCUGCAGCUGCAGCAGUACAAGGAGGCCUCAAUGUCGAUCCUGAUUUGGGAUCCGACCCCUUCGCCUCUAGUGUACCGAGAGUGACCAGGUCCACAAGUACACACUUCACCCGGGGUGCAAUGUUUAGACGAGAUGUUCAUGCUCCAGCAGCACCUCCAGAAGAAGAGCUCCCGUCAUCAUCACCGGAUAGACCAGGACAGAGGACAAAUGCCAAUCCCACUACCACGACCGAGAACCCCGCCACCCGCGCAACAGCCGCGCGCAACUGGCUCGAUGGUGCCGCCGCCGCGGUGGGCGGGAGCGCACGAAGAACCUUGUUCGGCCGCACUGCUGCUCGAAGAGGAGCUGCUGCCACCACAAAUUCUGCCAGUGGCGGUCUUUUUACCCCGUCUCCAGCCACGGGACAACAACAGUUUAAUCGAGCAGCAGCAGCAGCAGCUACAACAAGAGCUGCACAACAAGAGUGGGAGACGCCUAUCAACAAUGCUGGCAAUGGCCAUGCCUUGGACUCUGGUCAAACGUCGUCACAGAAUACUACGGAUGCCAAUCAGAGGGAGACGCGAAGUCGGAGUGGCCGGUUCCUUGGGGGAAGGUCGCGAAGAGAGCGGUAGUUCGUUCGAUUUCGGUGACUUUUGGCACUUUUAUGCUUUGAACAACGGGCAUUGCGGCGACACGGGGUUGGGCCUGGGGUGACGUGCAUAAUUGCGAGAGACGAAAACAAACUUCGGUAGGAGAACUCGAGAUUAAGGGCUUUUGAUACCUUUUGGUGGGCACGGUCAUUGCUGUCAGCAAUAAGCUUCAAUUACGAUUAAACUAUUACAUGCAA
Exophiala dermatitidis NIH/UT8656 is the source of this 2911-nucleotide messenger RNA. RefSeq lists its product as uncharacterized. Gene Ontology annotation, cellular component: anaphase-promoting complex. The record is from RefSeq and is a predicted model, not a curated record. Bases 708 to 2696 code for a protein of 662 amino acids. Gene Ontology annotation, biological process: anaphase-promoting complex-dependent catabolic process. The transcript has a single exon. Lineage: Eukaryota; Fungi; Ascomycota; Eurotiomycetes; Chaetothyriales; Herpotrichiellaceae.